AUGUCCCAAACAUCAAAGAGUUUUGACCAAUGGCAGGAAAUUGCGUCCCAGGGCAAUAUCUUUUCCGACGCUAAACCUUCAAGCAACAACCGAAAUAAUCACAAUAACAAUAAGAUCUUCUCACAUCAACCCAAGACUCUGGAGCAGAUACCCAAAUCGAGUAACAGCAAUAACAAUAAUAACAAUACUGGGUUUUCAUUAUUUAAUAGCCGAUCAUCGACAUUGAAUCAAUACCCUUUGGAUUUCUCCGUGGUUUCUGAAACAACGUCUUUCAAACAUGAUGUUACUGUCCCAUCAUCACAAACCACCACCACAGAAACAACACCAGAUGGAGGGCUCAAUAAGGAAUUAGAAGCCAGAAAAAUUUUUUAUAAUAUCUUCUUUUGGGCAGGAUUCAGACUAGUCACCAACACUGUUUCUCAUAUCCCGAUGUUUGAAGGGUUGAUGAAGUCCAAUAUCGUGAUCUACUACAGUCUCCUCGGGUUAGAUAUCUUGUUUGGGUACAAUAUAAUCUUUGGUUUAGUAGUAUUGUUUAGAAAUAUCAACCCUGCCCCAAUUAACAUCAGUGUGAUAAAUGGGAAGAAAGAUGUUGAAAACCCAUUGACCAACAAAAACCCAGCGCCGUCUUCUUCUUCCUCUUCUUCUAAGACCGCCACCACCGCUGCCAAUGAUAAACAACAACCUUUGAAUAUCUUGAAACCCGCUGGAUCAUCUAUGUUCAAUAAAAAAAGCGUUAUAGAUAAUAGUCGCUCAGAUAACCCAGCUACCGCUUUAAAGCCUACUUCUUUAUUCAGCACCGUGCCGAAGCCAGAAACUAAAUCUGCUCCAUCGACUUUUAUGCCUUCUCCUAAAUAUUAUUAUCAAAUGGGUGCUUUCAACCAGGCGAAGAAAUCUUUUUAG
Molecule: messenger RNA, 900 nt
Organism: Saccharomycopsis crataegensis
Lineage: Eukaryota; Fungi; Ascomycota; Saccharomycetes; Ascoideales; Saccharomycopsidaceae
Exons: 1
Coding region: 1-900 (299 amino acids)
Source: RefSeq, a predicted model, not a curated record